Molecule: messenger RNA, 1846 nt
Organism: Lindgomyces ingoldianus
Lineage: Eukaryota; Fungi; Ascomycota; Dothideomycetes; Pleosporales; Lindgomycetaceae
Exons: 2
Coding region: 143-1699 (518 amino acids)
Source: RefSeq, a predicted model, not a curated record
AACCAGCGCCCCCAGACGCGUUUACAGUGGAGAAGACAUGAUAUAUGAACAUCACUUUGCUGCACCCCUCCUCACUCGCUACUGCAUUGUCUCUCUCGCCCGUCCUGCCAUUUAGAAGCCACCCGCGCCAUAUCAUGCCGCCAUGUUAGACGAGAACCUACCCACAUUCUUUCUCAAGCCUUCGCCUGAUGGGUUGAAGCACCACGAGUCCUUCUACUUCACUCAACGCGGCACUGAACCCGAGGCCACGUAUGCCCUCCACCACCUCGACCCCGCCGCCAACGCAGCCAAAAACACAUACGCCGCCGCUCUCUUCGACUCACACAGUCCCGACAUCCUCUAUGGCGAAGUCCUUUCAAAACCGGGUUGGACGCAACCUACUCUAUCGCAGGACGAGAUACGCAAGAAUGGAGGAGUACCCCCGUCGCCCCAACCUAUUCUCCCCACCGAGUUCGCCAUCCAGCUGUACAACCCUGACCAGCAAAUCAUAAUCAGGCAGCAAACGUCAAAGUGGAGUGGAACAGUGUGGUAUGAGUUCAGCAUGCCUCAGACAACAUUCCGGACACCAAGCUCGUCAGCCCUUGAUCGCAGCCAAAACGACCCCGGGGCGGAUGCCGCCACACCCCAGAUCAACUUUGUGUGGAGGAAGGAGGGCAGGAUAGGAAAGGACAUGACGUGCUACCUCACAGGGAAGUCUACCGACCCAACUGGGAAGAAGGCGAAGAAGAGCAAAGAGCCCGAUAUCGCAGUUGCCCUCUUCUCCGGGCUCAAGGAGAUGACCAUCAUGGAGUCGAACCUCUACAGAGUGGACAUGGAGGAUUACAAAGGCCUGGAGGUGGUUCUCUUGCUUGGAGCAGCUGUUAUUCGAGAUCUUUUCUUCAACAACGCCAGAGAAUCUUUCCACAUUAUCGACCCGACAAUUCGAAAGAACAGUGGAGGGCUGAGGGGUAGAAAAGGUUCUUCCCCAUUGGAACCAGGAGCCAUUGUCCCCCCAGUCAUGACUCCUCAGCCCCCACCACAACAACCGCGCCCUAUGCAGCCCGCUAAAGGUGCAGCAGUGAAUCCAUUGUACAACCAGCCAUCACGAAAUGACGCCAAACGCACAUCGCUCCCUCCACUCCGAACUGGUGUCCAGCCCACACAACGACUUGACCCUCGAGCGCAAUGGGAGAUUGAUGCCGAGACUGCUCGUCUUAAAGCUCAAGUCGAAGCCGAGGAGCGAGAACGAAAGCGGGUAGAGGAAAUCAACCGGAGAGCUAGAAGAAAGGUGGAUGAGGAAGAAGCGAGGAAAACAAAGAAGUUUCUUGAGCAAGAAGAUAAGGAGCGGAGGCGUCGCCAGGCCGAAGUUGACAAAGAAACCGAACGUCUUCGGAAGCAGUUUGGUGAUCAGAGCAAGUUGCUGCCACCAGCAGGACCUCAGCAACGGUACUCUGCCCCUCUUCUACAAGGACCCUUCCAGCAACCCUCAAGGCCCCCUGCACAACCAAUUCGACCUGCACAAGCUCGGCCUGCGCAAGGGCCGUACCUGCAGCCGCCGACCGGCCCACGGCCUGCAGCAUCGCAGAGUUCCUUCUUCAGCAAUGGGCUUCCAAAACCCGACGGCCAGGCCAAAAUGAAGAAGAAAAGUUUCUGGGGUCUUCGAAGCGUAAGCGAGCAAAACUCGAAUACGCUACGUAAGAAGCAGAGCAGCAUAUUCUAGUUGUAUAGAUACGAUAUCCACGGCGUUUUUGGGAUCGCACCAAGCUGGAAAUGGCCUGCAGCAUUGGAUUGGCGUAGGUAUUCUGCAUCAGUCAAACAACUGUAUAUUCAUCAUGGGAGAAACCUUCAAAUACACAAUUACCUUGCG